Molecule: messenger RNA, 1980 nt
Organism: Lingula anatina
Lineage: Eukaryota; Metazoa; Brachiopoda; Lingulata; Lingulida; Lingulidae
Source: RefSeq, a predicted model, not a curated record
CUCUAAGUUACCGGUGACGCACACAAAACAACUCGCCUCCUGACCUUACCAGGGAUAACUCUGAUACCCAUAAUCAUAGUACGGCAACCAUUACUAUUCCAACACCCCGAAGAGUAAGAGGAUGCCACGCCUCGCUCGGAAUAGAGAUUACUAUGAGCGUGUAGAAAAAAUCCCACCAGGUUUCACAACUCUGGUGGAGGACAUGGUGCGAACAGCCAUGAUUGGGGAACCUGUGGAUAUCUACAGCUUCUUUGCAGAAUUUCUAGAGAGGCGCUUGGAAAAAAGAGAAAGGGCUCUUCUAGAUAGCUGUGAUGAUGAAGGCAUCAGUUCUUUUGGUAGUAUGCAGAAUGAAACCCCUAGCCCAGUCCAGAAGGUGAGCAGAGCUCCAUCAGAAGAUGUUGUCCAGAAGGUGUCCCAGACUGCGCUACAGUCGGCCUCCCAGGAGGUGACUGCUGUGGACAGUGCCUUGGAAGAGGAAGUGAUCAAGUCUGAAUUGCCCUCUCCACAAGAAGAGGACGAGGCAGGGGCAGCAAGCCAGCAAGGUCCCAGUGAAGGGGACUCACUGGUGGUGGUUGGUCAAGGAAUCCCAGAGGUUUGCCUGCAGAGAGUCGCUUCACCGAGGAUUCCUUCAGAUGAGACUCUGAAAGAUGAGAAUGAGGAAGAGAACAUCUCAGGAGAAGCAACUCCAGUUCAGAAAGAUUCUGGGGAGGCUCUGGAACAAGAGGCAGAAGGUGAUUUCCCCAGAACUCCAAACACUACACCUGUUGAUGAGGCUCAGAUUGUGAAACCUGAAGAAACUCUGAAGCUGGAUGGAACACAAGACGUGGAACACAUUGAGGAGUCAGAGGGUGGCAAGGAAGAAGUGUUAGAGAAAGCUGAAGAAGAGGAGUUGGAGAAGACACAGAUUGCAGAACUUGAGGAAAAACAACCAGCAGAAAUGGAGGCUGAACCUGAGGCAGAAAUGGUAGCUAAACAACAAUCUGGAGAAGCAGAGACUGAACCAGCAGAAAUACCUUUGGAAGAGAAGCCUCAAGCAACAGAAGAACUAGUAACAGUAGCACCUGCUGAAGAAAAAGAAUUAGUUGAGGAGGUGGCUGGAGAUGAUGAGACUACUGGGCUGGUAGAGGAACAAGCACCAACUGCUGAAGAGCCUACAGAUAUCACCUCAGCAGCUGCAGAGGAGGCACCAACUUCUGCUGUAGAGCCAUCUGAGCCCUUGCCAGCAAAGGAAGAUACGGGGAAAGAUACAAGUCCAGCUGUAGAGGAGGAUGCUACAGUAGAAGAAACCCCUGAAAAAAUGCAGGAAGAGGCAGAUGAGAAAACCCCAACAACUGAAGCAACAGCGCCUUUAAAUGAGGCAGCACAAGAACAUGCACAAACUGAAGCAGCUGAAGAACAAGUCCUUCAUACAACAGAAACAGCUGAGGAACAAGCCCCUCCUGCAACAGAUGCAUCUGAAGAACAAGCAUCAAGUGUAGCAGCUAAGGAAGAAGUCCCUCCUACAACUGAAGCAGCAGAGGAACAAGCACCAAUUGAAGCAGCUAAGGAGGAAGUCCCUCCUACAACUGAAGCACAAGAGGAACGAGUACCAACUGAAGCAGCUAAGGAAGAAGUCCCUCUUACAACAGAAGCAGCAGAAGACGAAGCACCAAGUGAAGUAGUCAAGGAAGAAGUCCCUCUUUCAACAGAAGCAGCAGAAGAACAAGCACCAAGUGAAGCAGCUGAGGAAGAAGUCCCUCCUACAGCUGAAGCAGCAGAGGUACAAGCACCAACUGAAGCUGCUAAGGAAGAAGUGCCUGCUACAACAGAAGCAGCAGAAGAACAAGCACCAAGUGAAGCAGCUAAGGAAGAAGUCCCUCCUACAGCUGAAGCAUCAGAGGAACAAGCACCAGUGAAAUAGCUGAGGAACAAGAACCAAGUGAAGCAACAACUGUAAAAGCAGAGGAACAAGUACCUGUUGCUGAAACAGCCAAGGAAGAA